Rhinolophus ferrumequinum (greater horseshoe bat) is the source of this 2009-nucleotide messenger RNA. RefSeq names its product polysaccharide biosynthesis domain containing 1 (gene PBDC1). Gene Ontology annotation, cellular component: cytoplasm. The transcript has 7 exons. The record is from RefSeq and is a predicted model, not a curated record. NCBI's taxonomy places the organism in Eukaryota, Metazoa, Chordata, Mammalia, Chiroptera, Rhinolophidae. Bases 52 to 651 code for a protein of 199 amino acids.
CUGACGUAAAGUCACUUCCGGGAAGUGGGGCCGCGCUUUGUUAGCUGCAACAUGGAGGCGACUAGUGGAACCGAUGAGCCGGUUUCCGGGGAAGUGGUGUCAGUGGCACAUGCUCUUUCUCUCCCAGCCGAGUCCUAUGGCAACGAUCCUGAUAUUGAGAUGGCUUGGGCCAUGCGAGCAAUGCAGCAUGCCGAGGUCUACUACAAGCUAAUUUCAUCAGUUGACCCCCAGUUCCUGAAACUCACCAAAGUGGAUGACCAAAUCUAUUCUGAAUUUCGGAAAACUUUUGAGAAACUCAGGAUAGAUGUAUUGGACCCAGACGAGCUCAAAUCAGUAUCAGCUAAAGAGAAAUGGAGGCCAUUCUGUUUGAAGUUUGACGGGGUUGUAGAAGACUUCAACUAUGGUACUUUGCUGCGACUGGAUUGUUCUCAGGGCUACACUGAGGAAAACACGAUCUUUGCCCCCAGGAUACAAUUUUUUGCCAUUGAAAUUGCUCGGAACCGGGAAGGCCAUAACAAAGUAGUUUACACCAGUGUUCAGAACAAAGAGAAAGGAGCCGACAGUGGAGAAAAAGAGAAAACUGACAACGGAGGAGGAAAAGACGAAACAGCCCACAAAGAAGUCAACAAACGUGGUGAAACAGCUGUGUAAGGUAGACGGGGAACAGCACUCUGGACACUGACUCAGCAAAGCCUACAGAGAAUAAGAAACAUACUGUUUAAAUUCAGACUGCUUUAAAACAAGAGGCAUCUGUCCAAGGACUGAAAACUGGGGAAAGGGAGGGGAAUGAGAACAUGGAACGCUGGAGCUUUAAGUGGAAAUAGUGGACAGAAUUCUUAAGAUGGCUGCCAAGAUGUCCACUUCUGGUAUACACUCUCUAUGCUUUCCUCCUGUUGGUAUGGGUAAGAUUUGUGAACAUGGGGGGAUUUUAUUUUUGUGUUUAAGUUAUUAACCAUUCGUUUUUGACUUAAUCCAAAGGGAGAUUAUCCUGAGUGUGUCUGGCCUAAUCAGGACACUGAGCAGGGGACCCAAUGAAACUGUAUCUGGACUCCUGACCCACAGGACUGUGAGAUAAUAAUGGGUGUUGUCUUAAGCCACUAAUUUGUGGUAAUUUGUUACACAGCAGUAGAAAACUACUACAGACUUAGAGUUCUGCUGUAACAAGUACCUAAAAUGUGGGAGUGCCUUGUGUGUGGAGGCUGGAAGAAUUUUGAGAAGGAUGAUAAAGAAAUCUUAAAUUGCUUUGAAGAGAGUGUCAGUAGAAAUACAGAGUUUAAGGGUGCUUCUGGUGAGGGCUCAAAAUGAAGUAAGAAACAUAUUAUUGGAAAGCGGGAGGAAGGAUCCUAUUAGAGGAUAGCAGCAUUGUAGUUAGAGGCCAGGAAGUUUGAGAUUUGAGCCCUUGCUCUGCAUUAUUUGGGAGAUGAUAGCAAGCCAGUGUUGACAUAGUAUGUUAAAAUGUAUGAUUUUUUCAGAAUGUGGUACCUUUCCAGUUAUUUAUCUCUGUGACCUCUUUUGGAGGCAGGAAAAGGAAUUUUUUUUUUCUUUUUUUUUUGCAUUUACAGAAGGGAAAACUGGAGCCAUUUUAAAAUUUUAAGCCACUAAGUUUGUGGUAAUUUGUUACAGGACCAAUAGGAAACUAAAAAGGCCUGCUGAGCUCUGCUCCAAAAGUACAAACACCCACUCCACUGUCAUUAUUUAUUUUGAACUAUGGUUUAAACUAGGAUACGCUAUGCCAGGUGAUUUAGGAACUGCACCCAAAGCAAACUUCAAUAAUUCUAAACCAUUUUGAACUUACUUUCCAAAGGAACUCCUGCAGCUGAGUCUGUGUGUAUCAGGUGUUGUUGGUAUACCUGGGAGUUCUCUAAGUUUAUUCCUAUGUCCAAUGCAAUACUUAUUAAUGAAUAUGUAUAUUAAUAAAAUUUAAGAGUAACUUCAAUUGUUUAGACCUUAGAACAAGAAAACAUUUUUUCUGGAGAGGCAUAUUUUAUCAUUGACAUUGUUAAAAAUUG